AACACAUAUACACCGAUACACGUCUACUAAACUACUAAUAAAUUACAAAAUUAUAUCUUUAUCACUGUAUAUGCUAAUAUAUUUUAUAGCAUAGCAUAACCAUAUAUCCGAUCGAUGAUAAUGCCAUCUGUGGUAAUGCUUAUAGCACUUAUAUUAAUAUAUCUUUAUCAUUUGUAAUUUAUUACGUCAAUCUUUAGUGCUCAUUCAACACCUGCUAGACAACUAACUGACAACGAUGCUUCUCAAAUGUGAAAUUGAAGAACCUCUCUCGGCUGCUCUCUUGGACCUAAUCAUUGCGAAUAAUUUUUUAAUUUAAAUUUAUUAUUUGGACAUCGCUGAGGAUUGCUCGAAUUAACGGAGCCAAAACAUCCGAUUUCUAAUUAUAUGCAGAUUUUAUUAUGCCUGUCACAUACAUCAAGCAACAGUAAAAAUGGAAGGCAAAGAAAAUAAACCAGGAAUUUUAAGUUGUAUUAUAAAGGGUCCUGGUCCAGUUUAUAAAUUACCAACAUUAGUUGGCUACAACGGUCAUGAUCCAUCUCGAUAUAGAAAUCCAGCAUAUAGCAUACGAGCUCGAACUGAUAUAAAGGCAUCUGUGAUAGGGCCUGGUCCUCAUUACAAUGUCAGAAAUUUAACAAAAUCUGGGUCAGAUAAUCCACCUGCUUACACAAUCAGAGGAAGAAAAGCUUGGAUUAUGCCAGAUCAUGUUCCUGGACCCGGAGCAUAUUCUCCCGAGUUGUGUCCACCAAUGAAUCACAAUCGUAGAGUACCAGCUUAUAGUAUCAAGUCACGAGGUGUGACAAAAUUUCUAGAUGAAGGACCCGGACCAAAUUCGUACCUUUUACCGACAUGCAUAGGACCCAAAGUGCCUGAUAAACCUGCUCAGAGUGCAUUUUCUAUCAUUGGUUAUCGUAAGAUACAGAAAGAAAUUUUAAAGAGUCCAGGCCCAGCCACGUAUAUCAAAAUAAAUUAUGAUAUGAUAAAACGACGAAGUCCGGCAUAUAGUCUAAAGGGAAGACACUUUUUAUCAGAAAGAUAUCGCAGUCCUGCACCAGUCUUUUAUCCAUUGUAUGAUACACGAAAACGUUCACCUAUGUAUUCAUUUGGUAUAAAACAUAGUGAAUGCGCCGGAGUACCUAUGACACAGCUAGAUGAGGAUUAAUUUUAUAAUUAAAUAUUGUAUAUAAACAUUUUGUUAUAGUAUUUUUUAUAUUUGCAUAAUAAAUGCGACUAUGCGCAUACAUUACGGUAUAAUAAUAUAAUAGUGUAGCACACACUACUCGACAAAAUCUAGCGAGCAAUAAAAACUGGCUACC
This is a messenger RNA of Acromyrmex echinatior (Panamanian leafcutter ant), 1313 nucleotides long. RefSeq names its product ciliary microtubule associated protein 1A. The record is from RefSeq and is a predicted model, not a curated record. Lineage: Eukaryota; Metazoa; Arthropoda; Insecta; Hymenoptera; Formicidae. Gene Ontology annotation, cellular component: cytoskeleton.